Molecule: messenger RNA, 4940 nt
Organism: Oncorhynchus nerka (sockeye salmon)
Lineage: Eukaryota; Metazoa; Chordata; Actinopteri; Salmoniformes; Salmonidae
Product: interleukin-17 receptor D-like
Exons: 14
Coding region: 258-2567 (769 amino acids)
Molecular function (GO): interleukin-17 receptor activity; protein binding
Source: RefSeq, a predicted model, not a curated record
GAGAUUGUUUACUUUUUUUUUUAAAUGGUCACUUCAUUUGUACAAUUCCAGAGUGAAAGAACAGGCUCACAUAUUUGCGGUGGGCGGAUAGAAAGUGACCAAAUAUACUAACUUUAUGCCAACCAACUUCAAGAGAUGUAGGUAGGCUACUACAGGCCACAGCCCCACUUUGGGGGGGAACAUUAGACCAGCAUCAGAGAGACAUUCUGGGACGGAUCGAGCUCCACAGUAGAUAGUCUGCAUGGACUAGAGAGGGUAUGGCUGCGCGAGCGAGACUAUUUCAUCUAGCCACAAUUGUAUUCCUGUUUUCGAACUACUACUCCGCCUCCCAGGCACCAGGCACCAAUAAAGGAAACUCGGACAAAUGCAACAAUAAGGGGCUCCAGGUCCAGUCAAGUUCUGACGGGAAUGGUCGGAAGCGAGGGGUCACAUUCCGAACAGACAACUGCUCUGUGAACUGGAGUCCAUUGGGGAAGCAUGCCAUCCAUGGGGUGAACAAUAUGACAUUCAGCCACCUCUCCUGUGACAGCCAGGCUGCUGUGGUGGUCCACUGGAUGACCAGCCCUCUAGGUAUUGAGCAUGUGAAGGGCUUCAGAGUAUACCUAGAGGAUAAGAACCCAGAGGGCAAACGGUGUCAACACAUGAUCCUCAAAGACCCACGACCCCUCAACUUCUCCUACAAGACUGUGAAGAUGAGCUCACAGCCCUUCCCUGGCCUGGCCUAUGAGACCGAUUACAUGGUCCGUGUUGUUCCCUUCCCCACCGUCAUGAACGACAGCUUCUUCCCCCCAUCCUUCCUGCGCACAAACUCCUGUGAAGUUUUACUGGGUCCAGACAACCUGGUCUGCAAACCAUUCUGGAAGCCCAAGACUCUCAACAUCUCCCAGCUGGGCUCCAACCUCCAUGUUGUCUUCGACCACGCCCCCUCCACCUUCGGCUUCACCAUCUACUACCUGUACUACAAACUACGACAGGAGGGACCAUUCAGGCUUAAACGCUGCAAACCGGAGUUUAAUCUGCCCAUAACGACAUGCGUUCUUCAAGAUGUGAUACCAGGAACCUAUGCGAUUGAGCUGAGAGAUGACACCAACACUACCAGAAGACAGGCCCAGUACCACGUAAGCCAAGUCCACUCCCCGUGGGCAGGGCCUAUCAGAGCCAUGGCCAUCACUGUCCCUCUAGUCAUCAUGUCUGCCUUCGCUACACUCUUCACUGUAAUGUGCCGGAAGAAACAACAAGAGAAUAUCUACUCCCAUCUGGAUGAGGAGAGUGCUGAGUCAUCGUCUCACACCACAGCUCUGAAUGCAGACAGACCCUGGCCCCGGACUAAGGUGUUUGUCUGCUACUCCACUAAGGACUGCCCCAAACACCUCACAGUCGUACAGAGCUUCGCCUUCUUCCUCCAGGACUUCUGUGGCUGUGAGGUGACUCUGGACCUGUGGGAGCACCUGCAGAUCUGUAAGGAGGGCCAGAUGUCCUGGCUGAGUCGGCAGAUAGAUGAGGCUCACUACAUCAUCACUGUCUGCUCCAAAGGCCUCAAGCACUAUAUAGAGAAGAGCCACAGGGGGAAAUCACCAGCCAGAGGUGGAGCAGCUGCAGCAAAUGGAGCAGAGCUCUUCAUCGUUGCAGUGGCCAUGAUUGCGGAGAAGCUCUGUGAGGCGCGCCAGAAAGACCAGGACCUGUCUCGCUUCAUGGCCGUCUACUUCGACUACUCCCACGAGGGCGACGUCCCGACCAUGCUGAGCCUGGCUCCCAAGUUCAAGCUCAUGGAUCAGCUCCCUCAGAUGUUCGGCCGCCUCCACUCCCGCCAGCUCAGUUUACCGGAACGCGAGCCGCAGCCGCUCAACAUCAGCAAGAGGAACUACUUCCGGAGCAAGUCAGGGCGGUCUCUGUACGUGGCCAUCUGCAACAUGCACCAGCACAUCUCAUUGGAGCCUGAUUGGUUCGAGAGGCAGGUGAAACCCGCUCCUCUGGCACUGCGUGACGGAGCGUCAUUGUCAUCAUCGUCGCCUCGCAUGGAGAAGUUUGACUCUGGGCUGGUGCUCAAUGAGGUUUUAUUUAAGUUGCCAUCAGAAAGCGAAGGUACUCUGAUGAGGAAUGUGCUGCUCACGUCUCUCCCUCCCAGCCUCAGCCUGGCCCACUGUUCCCUGGACAGACCCGGGGGGCCUGGGAACAGCCUCUCCAGCUCCAGCUUUUCUCAGGGGGAAUCUGGGUUCACGUCGGGUUUGGGUCCUCUGGCUCUGAGGUCUCUGAGGCCUGUCGUACCUCCCCAGGCUGGAGAUGAGUCAGCCAGUCCCCCAGAAAUGCCCCGGGACUCUGGGAUCUAUGAUUUGUCAGUGCCCUCUUCUGAGCUGUCCAUCCCCCUCAUGGAGGGCCUGUCACCUGACCAGGCUGACUCCUCCUCCCUGGCCGACAGCGAAUCAUCUUCUUCCGGACUGGGUGAUGAGGAGCCCCCUACUGUCAGCUCUCUGCACUACGCCGUGCCCACCAUCUGUAAAGCUGAGCUUCACCACCACCAUCUAGAGCAGUCUGAAGGACUGGGACUCUUUCCUGUUCCUCCCUUGUAGUGAACAUAACAACAUUACAUUACCUGGACAUGCAUGGCCUGUUCAUAAGGAAUCAUUGGAUCAAGCCCAGUGACCAAGCCCAUGGAUUCUAGUGAUGUCAUCUGCUUCAGAAUCUCUGUGGGCUGAUAAAACAUGGAGGAAUGAUGUCACGUUUUAGAACGCCGAGGGUGAUGUCACUGUUUUGUGAACCUUCUAAGUAGCGGUUGUGUGACUGUGAAGGCAAUGCAUUAUUUAACAAUGGUUGUAUGUUGUUUUGCAGUGCUGUCCUGUAAUUGUUAGUGGUGUAAAGAUGUUGAAUUCAGACUACACCAGAUCUGCUUUUUAAAACACCCCACCCCAUACCAGGUUACCAAUUCAUCAAAUGGCCAACAUCAAUGUUUAUUAACCUUGGUCCUCUGGUGCUUCAAAGAGGUGACACAUUUUUUGUUCCAGCGCAGAAACACCUGCUUCAACUCCUCUACUGAUAAUCAAAUCCAUGAUUACUCGAAUCUGGUGUGUUAGUGCUGGGCUUGAACACAAAUGUGUGACUUCAACGAUGUAGUUUGUUAAAUACAGGGACAAUUAUGUUUUGAAUGAAAGAGCAUUUGUUUGUUACUUUAUUUUAAUUUAUUGUCAAUGAUGAAAUAUGAAAUAACUUUUUAAAGUAUUGUACACCAACACAAGGAUACAAGGUGCUGGAACUGAGUGUCAAAGCACUUUUACUUGUUUAAAAAAAAAAAUGGUUUACUGAUAGAAAAGGUUUUGACAACUGUUGUGUAAGAGAGCAGAUAGGUUGGGAGUAUUCACAUUUUUAUCAUAUUUUUCAAACCAGCAGUUAUGCAAAUGUUAUCUCACAGUAAUGGACAGGGGUUUGAUUUUAGGGGCAUUCUCAUUUUAUAAACUAAAUGCCUUUAUUUGGAACUUGGGAAAUACAUUUACAUUUACAUUUAAGUCAUUUAGCAGACGCUCUUAUCCAGAGCGACUUACAAUAUACUGUUAUUCAACUCUUACAGAGCAAAAAGUAACCCUGUCUUUGUGGGUCUACUUCAGUGUAUGUUCUAACAAUGUUUUAAUGUUUUCCAGUGCCAGUCAUUUUGACAACACUUUGUUUUUGGAAAUAAUCAGUUUUAUUCCAGUUUUGUAUAGUUUUUAGAUCCUUUUUUUCUCUACGUUUUAUAUAUACACUUUGUACUGUUUUAUAGUACUCUAAUGUAGGAAAUAAGCAAAAAAUGAAAUUGUAAUUUGUUCAUUAUUGAAGCCUCGGACAACCAAGUCAAGGAGACGAGAUUUAGGAUGGUUCGGUGAGACACAACCCAUUUUCCUGCUCAAAGUGUGUAACUAAACAUGUCAUUGCAAGAACACAAUCUGAAAUAUCAUUUACACCCUUUAGAUGGCAACAUAGAUGUAUAUUUGAUAUCUGCCCAUUUUGAAGUGGCAACUGAUUUCACCAGUAGCACCGUGCCAAGUGCGCCGUAAGUCCAAGGUCAAGAUACAAACUGGUAGUUAAAAUAUAAUGUAACCUAUUGCAUGUUUUAGUAACUGUCAAAUGUGGUGUAAUAAUUGGUUGAGAUAGAAAUAUUUUUUUAACCCCCACAUUUUUUUCCCACCCAACCCCUACAUUUAAGUCACAUUAGUGCCUAUUAUAAACUUUUUGGCGUUAUGGCAGUCCGUCAGCACUGCUCAAAUUCAGUAGCAAUAUGGGAAGUUUAUUAUCCAUUAAUCUACAUUUAAAAAAAUAUUAUGUAGAUUACCAUCCCAUGGUGAAUAGACUACUAUUCAAAAGAAAUUACUGUAGAGAGAGGAUUAGAAAUCACACCAAUGACUACAUUUCCUAUAGGCCUACUUGGUGCUGAGUAAUGUAGUGUGUUACACUCUACACAACUCGAUUCUGAUAUGGGGAUCCGGAACAUAAUUACAGAUCAUUUGACUGCAAACCCUGCUUACAUUUGUAUACGAUCACGUCUCUAUGUGUGGGAAUACUUGAACAGAUUUCCAAAAUUAAAAUCUCUUGAAGCAGAUGUCCAACAGUGAAAAAUCUAUAAAACAAGCAUGUUUUUAUUUAUUAUGUUUUGCUCAGAAAACUUGGGGGUCCAAAUAAAAUCACUGGCCACCAGUUGGGGAACCCUGCUGUACUGUAUCUCACUGUAAAAGACCCAUUGGUCGCUCUCUCACUCACACGGUAAAAGUAGUUUAAUAUUGGAUAUGUUUUCUCUCGUCAACAGCAAUUGAAACAAGCAUGCCAAUGACUAUGAAAAUGUUACAUUCUGAAUCGGGGUUGCAUGGAGAACAAAACACAACUUAAAAACAUAUUUUAAAAAUGAUUUUGGGUUUCAAUCUUCAAUAGCUCUUAAAGAGUGCCAUGCCUAUGGAAAAUUAUAUUUUCUGAAUUGGGAA